This is a messenger RNA of Cydia splendana, 1848 nucleotides long. It is a transcript of the gene Ccm3, whose product is annotated as programmed cell death protein 10. Gene Ontology annotation, cellular component: FAR/SIP/STRIPAK complex. The transcript has 5 exons. Gene Ontology annotation, molecular function: protein kinase binding. Bases 194 to 823 code for a protein of 209 amino acids. Gene Ontology annotation, biological process: regulation of Golgi organization; positive regulation of MAP kinase activity. The record is from RefSeq and is a predicted model, not a curated record. Lineage: Eukaryota; Metazoa; Arthropoda; Insecta; Lepidoptera; Tortricidae.
AUGGGUGUUGUCAUUGUCAAAUAGUUGUGAAAUAAUCAAGUUAUGUAUAUGUGAUGUGGUGUGAAGUUAAUUCUAUUGUUUAUUGUACUUUCUAUUUGUGUCCUGUUUUUGCAUAUUGCUAAUUAUCUGGCCAACGAGUGCUGCAAAAAGCACUGUUGUACUCGCCCAUCUUAAAUCCAUAAACUUUGCCACAAUGACAAUGGGCGAUGAACUGCCUGUCACUUCUUUGGUUUUGCCCGUUCUUAUUCGUCCUGUGUUAACUCAGUUGGAGAAAUAUGAUUUGGGCGCGUCUCAGACAUUACGAGCAGCCCUUACUAAGGCGGAGGCUGCAGUGCCAGGGCUUAAUUAUGAUUUGGUGGCCGGGAUAAUGCGAAGAGCUGAUAUACCUGUCAAUAUGAAUGAGAGUUUACUGCGUUUGCAGGGGGCUCUUACAGAAUCAGAAUGUGCUGAUCUAAGGCUGAACCGGUCUGAAGAGGCAUUCCAAGAAUUAAACAAGAAAUCUACUGCAUUGAAGAAAAUUUUGAGCCGCAUUCCUGAUGAAAUAACAGACAGAAAGACGUUCCUGGAAACUAUUAAAGAGAUUGCAUCAGCUAUCAAGAAGCUUCUGGAUGCUGUCAAUGAGGUGUCUCAAUAUACCCCAGGUCCCGGCAAACAAGUGCUAGAACAAAGGAAAAGGGAAUUUGUCAAAUACUCUAAAAGGUUUUCAAACACAUUGAAGGAGUACUUCAAGGAAGGACAGGCCAAUGCUGUGUUCGUGAGUGCUCUUUAUUUGAUCCACCAAACAAACCAAAUCUUAUAUACCGUAAAAAAUAAGUCUGAAUAAGUUUAUCACUUCUGUAAUAGUAUUUACUAAUUUGUCAAGUGUAUUAGUUACAUAUGAAAUAAACAUGGAUAUGGGGUUAAAUACCUAGUUAAUCAAAAGUUUAAAAAAGUAAAAGUAUAGUAUAUUAUUUUUCAUGUCUUAAUAUUAAAUAAUCAUUUUACACCUAGGGUUGAUAACCAUCAGUGGCCAAAAAUUGUAGAUUGAGAGUCUUUGAAGUUCUUAAGACAUGGGCAGUAAAGAGUUGGUCAUUGAGUGCUAAGUUAACGAAUAUCAUAAUUCAUAACACUUUCCGUACCUUUUACCAGGUAAAAUACAUGUUGUGGGAUCCAGGUGGAAUACAUUUUGGGAGUGUAAGAGCACUCAAAUAAUUUUGCCUUAUUGACAUUUAUUGGGAGUUUGAACGUGUUAAAAUGACUAUUUAUUACAAGAAAAUUAUUAUUGAUUGCUAAAAUUUUAAAUACAUUGGGCGAAGUUUUAUGGCUGAAAGCUUUCAGGUAUUCGUAUUAGUAAAUCGAAAUUUAAAAAUUCUUACGGUUUUUCAUCCAUCGUAGGAUAUGUCUACAACUCUACAUUAGGUAUCUAUCUGUACCCUAAUGACGUAAAUUCAUAGUUAUUUUUAGAUAUUGGACUGUUCACAUUCGGUUCUUGUUUCAGUAAAAUGCAUACACUAUUAUAAUGAUGUAGCGCAAUAUUAAUAUGAUGUAUAUUUAAAUUUAUAGAUGUAGUCUGUAAUUAUUAUUUAAAUAAUGCAUAGGUACCUACAGUUGAAGUAUUUACUUGUGUUUUAAAAUUGUACCUACGAAUCACAAUUUACUAUCGCAAUAUUAUUAUUGUGUUUCAAAUAUCACACUAUAUACAUAAAUACCGAUCGUGACUGUACAUCGUGUAGUCACUACUCUACAUAACCUAUGACUGUUGUACUUUAACCUAGUAUUAUAGAUAUAGAAAAUGUUUAUAAAAUUAAUGUUAUUAUAUUAAUUUGCACUGUUCUGGAGAUAUACCCAACUAAUAGAGAAAUAUUUUUA